AUGGACGGUCUUCACAACGAGCCUGAAGCGAAAGUCAAGCACGACCAAGACAGAGAGAGCGUCCCGCCGGAACACGUUAAUGAGCCCCCGGUCUUUCCAGCGCUGCAGAACCAUGAUCAGCAGCUGCUACCAGAGCUGCAACAGCCCCCGAACGAGGGAGAAGCAUUGGCCGCUGAACCGUUCCAACCGGUCGCCGAAGAGUUGAUGCGGCGAUAUCAAGACAACCCUCCACUCGCACACCAGGCUAGCCAAAUCGUGAAGCUUUAUCGACGGCUGUAUGAAUCCCACCUCGCAAGGAAGACCGAAUGCCAAUUUCUUGAAAAGGCCAAUGAGGAGCUCCGCACGGCGAAUCUUUAUUUAUACCAAGAACGUGAAUGCUUGCAGAGUCGAUACGCUAAACAGGAAAAAGAACUAGCAUGUUUUGGGCAAGCCUUUGACAAUCUCGGCACUGGUAUUGGUAGUAUCCUAAGGAAUUCAGAGGGCGGAAUCUUAGAAUCAAUGCUUGAGACAGGCGACAGAACAGACGAAGGAGCUGCAUGA
This is a messenger RNA of Penicillium hordei, 540 nucleotides long. RefSeq lists its product as uncharacterized. The coding region runs from base 1 to 540 and encodes 179 amino acids. The record is from RefSeq and is a predicted model, not a curated record. Lineage: Eukaryota; Fungi; Ascomycota; Eurotiomycetes; Eurotiales; Aspergillaceae. The transcript is spliced from 2 exons.